Molecule: messenger RNA, 489 nt
Organism: Sphaeroforma arctica JP610
Lineage: Eukaryota; Ichthyosporea; Ichthyophonida
Exons: 1
Coding region: 1-489 (162 amino acids)
Source: RefSeq, a predicted model, not a curated record
AUGCCUGGGGAAUUGGUGUUGGAGGAGUCUGUGAAUCGGGCUGAGCGCGAGUAUGAGGCACAUCAGGCACGGACGGUUGCUGUCAUGACUCGGACGCAGCGGUUGAGGGCCUCUGCAGUUGAUGCGGAUGUGGCUGCUGGUGAGAAGCCACCGGUUGAGGAGCCGGUGUCGUUGUUGACCAGGGCUCGGGAGCAGUUGGCAGCGUCUGAGGUGGUUAAUUCUCAUAUAUUGCCGGUCUUUGGGCCGCGCACAGAGAAGGAGUUUCUCGAAGAUGUGCAGUGUGGACUGAAUGGUAUCGAAGUGGGGGGUCCUGUUGUCAUGAGUGUCUUGCGUUACACGCAUGAGCUCUUUUCCAAUGUCAAAUCGGAUCGUCUGAUACAUCUAGUGAAAAAGUUGUGGGGUUGGACUGGCUUGCGUGCGCAGUGUAAGCAUGUUAGGCGUAGCUGUGGGCCGCGUCAGGAGGUCUCACCUAUUCUCGGGCAGAUGUGA